CCAAUGAGCGCGCUCGGUGGGUACGCACGAGGAGACGGCUGUGAACUCUAUUAGACACGUCUUAUUAUUGAUAAAGAAAGUCCAAGAUUAGUUGCGGGAGCAGAAAACGUGGAAAUCCGUGUUUUUUUUCGCCGUGGAAGUGGAUCUAGCACUUGCUAACUAAUCAGCUACCGUCUCCGCGGAACCUUGGCACCGAACAAUGCCUGGCAAAGCAGCGGUGUCAGUGGCGCUCCCAGCCGCAGCGGCUCCUCACAAGUCAUAUCCUUUUGUUUUAAAGAAAAUCAUGGAUAUCCCACCUCCUAAUAUCCUGGAGGAAGGAGACGACGAAAUCGAGAAGGAAAAGCAGAGCUCCUCUGAGGAUGUGGAGGGAGGUGGCACCGUGGCAUCCAGCACUGGUGCCGGCACCAGAGGAGGAGGAGGAGGUGGAAGCGGAGGGGGUGCAGGAGUCUCAGCCUCCCUGACCCCGGCCAUCUGGGAGAAAACCAUUCCUUACGACGGCGAGACCUUCCACUUGGAGUACAUGGACCUGGAUGAGUUUCUUCUAGAGAACGGGAUCCCUGUGAGCCUGGAGGAAGAGGAGCUCCAGAGGACUCUGACCUCAGUGGACCCCAAAGGAAAACCCAUUCCCAAAGUGAUCGCUUUGGCUGCACCAGCCCCUGCACCGGUCGCCGCCCCUCCAGCUGCUGCUGUCACCGAAGUCGUCCCGGCGCCGCCUGCACCUUCUUCCUCCGAGGCCACUUCUGAUGCAGAGGAGACCGUGACGGUAACUACGCUGCAAACAGCCAAACUGGAGAAGGAGGAAGAGGACGAGGAAGAUGAGGAGGAGGAUGGACAAGAGGAGGAAUCUUUAGCUGAGGAAGUCCCAGCAGAAACGGAAGUGAAAAAAACAGAGCGAAACACGCCCUCCCCCAUUGACCCAGAUGCCAUUGAGGUGGACAUCAAUUUCCAGCCUGAUCCCACAGACCUGGUCCUGUCCAGCGUUCCCGGUGGGGAGCUGUUUAACCCCCGCAAGCACAAGUUCUCCGACGAGGAGCUGAAACCGCAGCCGAUGAUCAAGAAAGCCAAGAAGGUGUUUGUUCCCGAUGAACAGAAGGAUGAUAAAUACUGGUCCAGGAGGAAGAAGAACAACGUUGCAGCAAAGCGUUCCCGUGAUGCGCGGCGGCUGAAGGAGAACCAGAUCACGGUGCGAGCCUCCUUCCUGGAGCGGGAAAACGCCGCACUGAGGCAGCAGGUCGCCGAGCUGCGGAAGGACUGCGGGCGCUGCAAGAACGUCUUGGCGCGCUACGAAGCCAAGUACGGCCCCCUGUAAACCAAACAGAAACAUAAAAAACAAGGACGAAAUAAACAGAAAUGUAGAAUCCAUGAAGCAUCUAUGAGACCGAAGCAGAACUCCCUUCCCAACACAAACCUAAAUUUGCACUGUAAGUCAUCACCAACCUUCAGUCACUGCGUCGAGCUCCAGCUGACGCUUCUCAACAUGAUGCUGGAGUUUUUUGGGACACACACUGGGAGGUGGUGGGGGUGCGAUGGGAGCGGUGGUCGAUGGAAGGCCUGUGGAGAGCGCCUGGCUCCUGCACUGAGAGAAGAGGUGGACUGUUGGGGGAAGAAAAUGCAGGUUUAGUCCUGGAGAGGUCCUAAAAUAAAAAACAAGAGGAUAACACACACCGGUUCUAAUAGGACCAAUGCAAAAAAAGACUCAAUCAGGCUAAAUAAACGAGCAAGGGUUAGAUUCAUGGUGGCACUUCCAGCUUAAAGACGGAGGGAGUGGAGGAGGGCGGAGUGGGCUGUCCCAGUUCUUCCCUGUGUACACACUAACACAGCAUCUGAGACAUCUGUGUGUAUAAACAGUCGGUUUUCUGUACUGUCGUGUUUAGUGUGUGUUUGGCGUGUGUAAUUAAUCAUUGCACUUUUUCCUUUAAAGAAAAAACUCACACACCCUCACGAACACAUGUCCUGUGUUAGAGCAGCUAGCAGUUAGCCGCCUUGUUCACCAGAAAACCAGAGAAGGGGAAAAGAUGGUAGCUUCCAUGUGGGGUUAUAAAAAAAAAGAAGCAUGACCUGCAUUUUAAAGCUGCUGUGAUUUAAUGUUUUUCCUUUUUUACUGAUCUCAGAUCAGCUGUCAGAGCCUCUUAAAAUAUAUAUGUAUAUAUAGGAGCGGUUGGUGAAAAUGAAGACUAAUUGAGAAAGAAAGUCAAUUAGAUGGUCAAAGAGUGACAAACCCAAAGGCCCUCACCUGUGGAGGGGUAUGUCUGUAUGGAGAGAUGUUUAUUUUACUGCACAUUGUAAGUAGGGGGCGCUAGAGUCACCGUCUCCCAAUCAGAGGCGCAGUGACAGGAUUGAUUUAUUUUCCUUUUUUUAUUUUUUCUAUUUUCUAAAGAUGUAGCUAGGGCCCAGAGCCUGUGUGCUUGUACAUAUUUGUGUAUCAGGGUUUCUAUUCUUUAAAACGGGGACUAUGCCUGUGUCUUUGGUAACUUGGUAAUAUCUCAACACUUUCCUAACAAUAAGUGCUGUAUUCUUUCUGAUGGUAAUAACAUCUGUUAACUGUGAUGUAUAAGAAUAUGCCAUAAGAAUAUAUCUAUUUUUCCUUUAAGAAACAGCUAUACUAUGAAACCAAUGACUGACCAGGGAGUUUAAUCGUUUAACUGUGCUUUUAAGGCGGAUUUCAUCAUGUGUUUGUUGUGAAGGUGUAGAUCUCUGUUUUACCGUCUCCUACAUCUAUCAGGUCCAGCCCCGGGUUCUAACUAGCACUUGAUCCAGGAUGUUUACUGUAUAUUUAACAGGAUAGAAUCCAUGAAUACAGAAAAAAAUCUUGCAGAAGAGGAAUCUAAAUUAAAUGAGGGGUAAGCUUCAAUUUUCCUCAUUUAGUCGGGUAAUCGCUCCCUUUGCAUUCUAGAAUCAGAGUUUAAGUAAAUCUAUCAAACUCAUUUAUAUGAAUAUUUCAAUUAGUUUUUUGUUUUUUUUAAACAUAAAAUUAUGUUCUAGUAAU
Cyprinodon tularosa is the source of this 2986-nucleotide messenger RNA. RefSeq names its product TEF transcription factor, PAR bZIP family member b (gene tefb). Bases 200 to 1309 code for a protein of 369 amino acids. Gene Ontology annotation, biological process: regulation of transcription by RNA polymerase II. NCBI's taxonomy places the organism in Eukaryota, Metazoa, Chordata, Actinopteri, Cyprinodontiformes, Cyprinodontidae. The record is from RefSeq and is a predicted model, not a curated record. Gene Ontology annotation, molecular function: RNA polymerase II cis-regulatory region sequence-specific DNA binding; DNA-binding transcription factor activity, RNA polymerase II-specific. Gene Ontology annotation, cellular component: nucleus. The transcript is spliced from 4 exons.